AUGGCUGACGCCGUCGACGAUUUGUUUGCCGUCUUUGGGGGCGAGGAUGCAUCCGCUUCCUCUUCGUCCUCCUCUUCCUUGUCUCGUUCGGGGCCGAAGUCUUCUGUGGAGUCGGAGAAUGUGAAAGUUGGGGAACAGGACGAUUCUCUCUCAGCGUCUCCAGCCGUUCAGAAAGCAGGCGCUUCUCUGCAAGUGGAGAGGAAACGACAGCGGCUGUCUGUGGAAGCAAGCAACGGAAAGGAGACAGAAUCUUCUCGCGGGGAGUCCCCAAACGAAGUCGCGUCUCCAGAUGGAGACGCCUCAGCUCUUCCAGGAAGGAAACGCCGGCGACGGGAGGCAGAUGCCCACGAAGAACCAGCUGAAAACGAAGAAAGCGAGUCUCGAGAGGAAGAUCAGAAGACGCGCUUGGUAGUGAAACUUCUUGCGUCUGACAAGAACUGCACUCACGAGGUGAUCCGGCCUGCCGACUGUGAGACAGCCUUCCACUACUACCCUUUUGAGACGACGCUUCCCGAGUAUCGAACGCAGGCGGAACCCGCUGAAAAGAAAAAGGCCGCAAACGAGGCCUCUGAGACGGAGGCGGACAACGUCAGCCCGACAGAGAAAAGCGACGAACAAGCAGCAGCCACGCAAGCCAACGAAGGCGAGAACGGGGUUAAGCGGACGCCGGCGCGACAGUAUAAAUUUCGUCUCGACGCGUUCCAGCAACGCAGUGUCCUGUGUCUGGAAGCGGGCGAAAGCGUCUUGGUGGCUGCGCAUACGUCCGCGGGAAAAACGGUUGUGGCAGAGUACGCGAUCGCCAUGAGUAUUCGGGAUAAACAACGCGUCGUGUACACCAGUCCCAUCAAAGCGUUGUCGAACCAGAAAUACCGAGACUUGUCGGAGAGUUUUGGAGCCGAGAACGUGGGGCUGAUGACGGGAGACGUGACUCUGCAUCCGAACGCGUCCAUCAUGGUCAUGACGACUGAGAUUUUGCGUUCGAUGCUCUACCGAGGUUCGCACUUGGUCAACGAGUUGAAAUGGCUUAUAUUCGACGAGAUCCACUACAUGCGCGAUCGCGAGCGCGGCGUCGUAUGGGAAGAAAGCAUCGUCCUGGUCCCCGCAACUAUGCGGUUCGUCUUCCUUUCUGCCACAAUUCCAAACGCGCGAGAAUUCGCCGAGUGGGUUGCCGCCAUCAAACACCAACCUUGCCACGUGCUGUACACGGACUAUCGGCCCACGCCGCUGCAGCACUACAUGUUCCCGGCAGGCGGCGAGGGUGUCUACCUCGUUAUGGACGAGAAAAAAGUCUUCCGAGAAGAAAACUUCCACAAAGCUGUCGCCACCCUACACAAAACCGUCGAAGAACAGGCGAUGGAAACCAAGCAAAUGCAGCGUCGAGGGCGAGCGCGAAACCGGUCGAGCAUCGAAAAGCUGGUGCUCAUGUGCCACGCGCGUCAGUACACGCCCGUCAUCAUUUUCUGUUUCUCGAAGCGAGAGUGUGAAGCGAACGCGACCGCCCUUCUCGGCGGAAACAGCGCGGGGCGCGGUUCGGGAAACGUAGACCUCACAACUGACGAGGAGAAACAACUCAUUGAAGAAAUCUUCAACAACGCCCUCGAAACCCUCGAAGAGGAAGACCGCAACCUUCCGCAGGUGAAGUCGAUUUUGCCGUUGCUGAAACGGGGCAUAGGAAUCCACCACGGAGGCCUUCUUCCGUUCGUCAAAGAAAUGAUUGAAAUUCUUUUUCAGGAGUCUCUGCUGCGGGUUCUCUUCAGCACAGAAACCUUUAGCAUGGGGGUGAACAUGCCGGCAAAAACGGUCAUUUUCACUGCAAUUCGAAAGUUCGACGGCCAGGAAUACCGCAUUGUCAACUCUGGGGAGUACAUACAGAUGGCCGGGCGUGCGGGCCGCCGUGGCCUCGAUGACAGAGGCAUUGUCAUCAUCAUGUUUGACGAACAAGUUGACCCUGAAGAGGCGAAGCAGCUGUUUAUGGGGCAAGGCGCUCCGCUCAUCUCCACCUUCCACCUAGGGUUCAACAUGCUGUUGAAUCUCUUCCGCAUCGAAGACGCAAACCCCACAUUCAUGAUCACGCGCUCCUUCGCGCACUUCCAAAGAAACAGAAAAGCGCUCCAUUUGGAGAAGGAGAAGGAAGAACUCGAAGAGGAGGUGAAGAAGGUCCGGGAAAUUCACGCCCUCGCGGACGUCGACGAGAAGGACAGACCCUCUUUCGACGUCGAGGCAGCUGUUUGCGAGUAUUACGAGCUCAAACACGAUCUUGCAGGAUUGGGAAAGGAGCUGAGAAAUCUGGCGAUGCAAGAAAGAUACAUUCUUCGCUACUUGCAAGCGGGUCGCAUCGUUAGGCUCGUGGAAGAGAACGGCACCGACUGGGGAUGGGCUACCUGCCUCAGCAAAAUCUCGAACCGCUGUGUUCCAUCCACGAACGCAGUGAUGGAAGGGCCUGCAGAACAGCUCGUCGUCGACUGUUUGGUUGCAUGCGCCCCGGAGAGCAUCCGCGACGAAGACGGCAAGGGAGUCACGGGAGCGGUGGCGUCCUCGGAGAAGCCGCGCCCUGCGAAGAAUGUGGACGGCGUCGAGAAAAAGGACUACGUUCUCGCGGUUGUUCCCUUUACGAUCUCGUCCAUUCGCAGCAUCAGCAAAUGCCGAAUGACGUUGCCCGUGGGCGUCGAUGUUCGAUCGGGAGACGCGCGUCGCUCGCUCCAUUUCCAGCUCAAGAAAGUCGAGAAACGCUUCGAGCCCGAAGGCGGCAUUCCUCUGUUGGAUCCUCUCGAAGACAUGAAGAUUCCUGAGCCCCGUCUCCCAGAACUGGUUGCAGCGAUUGCGGAGAAGGAGCGACAGUUGACGCAAAAUCCUCUGUACGAACACCCGCUGUGUGGAACGUACUACGACGCGCAUCACCGGCGCGUGCAACUCCAGACGAAGCUCCGCACUAUUCGCGAAUCGCUGGACAAUCAAAAGCAACUCGUCAUGAAAGACACUUUGCGCGCGAUGCGGCGCGUGCUGCGUCAACUGGAUUUCCUCGACGCAAACGACGUCGUGACUGUGAAGGGCCGGGUCGCGUGUGAAAUCACGACGGCCGAUGAGCUCGUAGCCGCCGAGCUGCUUUUCCAGAACGUCUUUGAAACGAUGGAAGUCGAGGCAGUCUGUGCGCUCUUGAGCUGUCUGGUGUUUCAAGAAAAACACGACGAGCCAGAGCCGAAGGAAGAAGUCCUUCUCAGUUGUUUGGAGAAGGUGAAGGAAGUCGCGAAGCACAUCGCGGGGGUGUGCGUGGAGAGUCGGUACAUUGACCCCCUGGGCGCGUCGAAAGCCGCCGAAGGGUCUGGGUCCGCGUGCACGCAAACGGUGGACGAUUACGUGAACAAAUUCCAGCACGCAAUUAUGUCGCUGACGUACCGAUGGGCAAAGGGAGAGAAGUUCGCGGAUGUCGUCAGUGGCACGUCGAUCUACGAAGGCACCGUUAUCCGCUGUCUCCGCCGACUGGAGGAGCUGAUGAGGCAGAUGGCGUGUGCCUCGAAAUCCAUCGGAAACCCAGACUUGGAGAAAAAGUUUCUGGAGGGAAUAAAGAAAAUCCGCCGGGGAAUCGUCUUUUCGUCCUCUCUCUAUUUGUAG
Molecule: messenger RNA, 3609 nt
Organism: Neospora caninum
Lineage: Eukaryota; Apicomplexa; Conoidasida; Eucoccidiorida; Sarcocystidae
Product: DEAD/DEAH box helicase family protein, related
Exons: 14
Coding region: 1-3609 (1202 amino acids)
Biological process (GO): maturation of 5.8S rRNA; RNA catabolic process
Cellular component (GO): nucleus
Molecular function (GO): RNA helicase activity; ATP binding; RNA binding
Source: RefSeq, a predicted model, not a curated record